UGGGGCUGUUUAACUGUAUGUUGAAAUAAUGUGAGGAGCCUCAACAGUGUUCCAGAGCCACCUGACCUCUGGGAUGUGAUUUGAACAACCUCUGCUGGCUGCUGGAUCUGGGCGUUGCUGCUUCUGUGAUAGGGGAGAGAGCCUCCACCUCCCUUCACUUCUUCCCUCCCUGGUUCCUCACUCCCUCUCUCCCGCUCAGCCUGGCAGGAUCCUACCAGCAGAGCAUGCAAUCAGGGAGCAGCAGCAGCAGGGAAGAUGCAGAAGCCUAGUCAGAAUGAGCAUCUCUACAAGCUACUGGUGAUUGGGGACCUGGGUGUGGGCAAAACCAGCAUCAUCAAGCGCUACGUCCACCAGAACUUCUCCCCUCACUACCGGGCCACCAUUGGGGUGGACUUUGCCUUGAAGGUGCUCAACUGGGAUGCUGAGACGGUGGUACGGCUGCAGCUCUGGGAUAUUGCUGGUCAGGAAAGAUUUGGAAACAUGACACGGGUCUAUUACAGAGAAGCCAUGGGAGCGUUUAUUGUCUUUGAUGUUACAAGACCAGCAACGUUUGAAGCGGUGACAAAAUGGAAAGAGGAUCUGGACUCUAAGUUGAUUCUCCCGAAUGGCAAACCCGUGGCAACAGUUCUCUUAGCAAACAAAUGCGACCAGGGAAAAGAUGUGCUUACGAACAACGGUCUCAAAAUGGACCAGUUCUGCAAGGAGAAUGGGUUUGUGGGAUGGUUUGAAACAUCGGCUAAGGAAAACAUAAAUAUAGACGAAGCUUCCAGAUGCCUGGUGAAACACAUAAUUGCUAGUGAGAGUGAUCUAAUGCAGCCCAUUGAAACGGAUAUUAUAAAACCACACCUGAAUUCUUCUAAUAUUGUCAGUUGUUCAGCUUGCUUUAAAUCCUAAGGGACUCCCAGACUAUUCCUGGAUACUAGAGCUGAGCAAAUAGUUAACAAUGAAUAAUUUAUC
Messenger RNA from Mauremys reevesii (Reeves's turtle), 957 nucleotides. It is a transcript of the gene RAB38, whose product is annotated as RAB38, member RAS oncogene family. The transcript has 4 exons. Gene Ontology annotation, biological process: endosome to lysosome transport; phagosome-lysosome fusion. Gene Ontology annotation, cellular component: trans-Golgi network; Golgi apparatus; phagocytic vesicle. The coding region runs from base 256 to 894 and encodes 212 amino acids. NCBI's taxonomy places the organism in Eukaryota, Metazoa, Chordata, Testudines, Geoemydidae. Gene Ontology annotation, molecular function: GTPase activity; GTP binding. The record is from RefSeq and is a predicted model, not a curated record.